AUGUCAGAUCCACUCAUCUGCACUCACGUCUCCAAAGAGUGCCCCAUCGAACUUACAACCUACGGCUAUCGCCCUAAUCUCGGCGGCAACAUCUUCCUAGCAGUAUUCUUCGGCAUCGCUUUCAUCACCAACAUCGUCCUCGGCAUUCGCUUCCGCAUCCGCGCUUAUGCCAUCGUUCUCAGUCUCGGCUGUCUAGCCCAAGUCCUAGGCUAUAUCGGACGCGUCGGAAUGUACUUUCAACCAUUCGGCGCGAUCCCCUUCCAAGCUCAAAUCUGCUGUCUCAUCAUCGGUCCUGCAUUCAACAGCGCAGCUGUGUAUCUCAUGCUCAAGCAUAUCGUUGCGCUCUUUGGAGCAAAGUGGUCUGUGCUGCAGCCAAAAUGGUAUACCAUCAUCUUCAUCACAGCUGAUGUUGUGUCGUUGGUUUUGCAGGCUGUUGGUGGUGGUAUCACUGCGACUUCCGACUUUAGGACGGACCAUGAUAGGAUCGAAAUGGGCAAUAAUAUCAUGAUGGCGGGUAUUGCGUUUCAGGUGGUGACGUUGUCAAUAUUUGCGAUACUGGCUACUUUGUUCUGCGUCAGGAGAAUGCGAGCUCUUACUACAAAUCCUCUUGAGGGAAAUUCGCUCCAAGCUUGGCGAACACUUCGGUUCCGGUUGUUUUUGGGUGGACUCACGACUGCGUUUAUGGCGAUUUAUAUCCGAUGCGUGUAUCGCAUUGCGGAGAUGCGAGGCGGUUGGGGAAACAAGCUCAUGCGAGAGCAAAUCCCUUUUGUCAUCUUUGAGUCUGUGUGA
Messenger RNA from Fusarium musae, 789 nucleotides. RefSeq lists its product as uncharacterized. The transcript has a single exon. NCBI's taxonomy places the organism in Eukaryota, Fungi, Ascomycota, Sordariomycetes, Hypocreales, Nectriaceae. The coding region runs from base 1 to 789 and encodes 262 amino acids. The record is from RefSeq and is a predicted model, not a curated record. Gene Ontology annotation, cellular component: fungal-type vacuole; plasma membrane.